AUGCCCCAACCGGAGCGCGCUGUAGGUCAUCCAAAGCGCAGGUAUACGUCCAAAGCAUGCGAGGAGUGCCGGCGCCGAAGAGCCAAGUGUGACGGCCAGCGACCUUCAUACGUGCAGCUUCUGAGGAACAGGAUAAACUUGUUAGAAGCGGUACUGCAAUCUCGCUCUAUCGAUGUUGAGGCCUCUGUUGCUCAACUCUCAACUACAGGGGCAGCACCCCAGCUGCCCUCGGUCAUCAAUCUUUCGGCAAGCAGCAGUGAUGCUGGCCUGAGCCCUUCGGCUUUCGAUGAUCUCUGUGCGACAUUUGAAGGGGCUCUUUCCCUCGAUAAGGCCGUAAACUACGACCAGGAUGGCGAAAUGCGGUACUUCGGGCCCUCAAGUGGUCGGCUAGAGUUCCAAAGCGAAUCUACGCCUGAAAAUGAGGAGCAUCGGAGCAGUCCCACAACCACAAAACCUGUCGAGACAAAUCGCUUCAUCCUACCGUUAGAAGCCGAAGUCUAUCCGGAAGAUCUCCAAACAGAGUUGAUCGACCUCUUCUUCGAGUAUCAGAGUCCCUGGUGUCAGGUUGUUGAUGAGAAGCUGUUCAGAGAGAGCAUGAAAACACAAGGUCGCUACUAUAGCCCGUUGCUGCUCAACUGCAUUCUUGCUUUAGGGUCUCGCUACUCCGACAGGGUUGAUAUCCGGUCGGAUCCCACUGACCAGAAUACGGCUGGGAAACCGUUCAUGCAGAAAGCUGAAGUACUCUUGCACUACGACAUGAAACGACCGACCAUUACGACACUUCAGUCAAUGCUUAUGGCUGUGAUGCAGCAGGGUGUCGGGUGCCUGGAGCGGGGCCCCAGGGGGGCACCAGAGUGGGACCAGGACCAGAUAAACUAG
Molecule: messenger RNA, 879 nt
Organism: Colletotrichum graminicola M1.001
Lineage: Eukaryota; Fungi; Ascomycota; Sordariomycetes; Glomerellales; Glomerellaceae
Exons: 5
Coding region: 1-879 (292 amino acids)
Biological process (GO): DNA-templated transcription; regulation of DNA-templated transcription
Molecular function (GO): DNA binding; DNA-binding transcription factor activity, RNA polymerase II-specific; zinc ion binding
Source: RefSeq, a predicted model, not a curated record